Haemorhous mexicanus (house finch) is the source of this 912-nucleotide messenger RNA. Its product is annotated as splicing factor, proline- and glutamine-rich-like. The record is from RefSeq and is a predicted model, not a curated record. Bases 39 to 713 code for a protein of 224 amino acids. Lineage: Eukaryota; Metazoa; Chordata; Aves; Passeriformes; Fringillidae. The transcript has 3 exons.
CCCCCUAAUUUGGGGGGGGCAGGUGGAGGGAGGGGGGGAUGGGUCCUCUCCGGUGUACCCCCCCACACACCCGUGUCCCCCCAAAAGGCCCCAGGGAGGCGGAGGACGUGCAGCCCCCACCCCCCGAGCACAGCACAGAGCCUGACCCUGCCCCAACGCCCCCCCCGGAUGCGGAGCAGCCCCCAGCACAGGGCACCGAGGACGAGGCGGUGGCGCGGGAGCUGGAGCAGCUCUACCUGUCCCACCUCCGCCGGCUGCGGGGGGGACCCCGGCGACAGCGACCCCCCCCCCGAGAAACGGGGGUCCCCCCCUUCCCCGAGCGAGCCCCCAACACCUCGCUGGCCAACGAGAUGGCCCUGCGCUAUGAGGGGGGGGGGUCGCUGCAGCCCCCCGGUGCUGCUGGGGAGGGGGGGGGGCCGGUGGAGGGGGCGCUGGUGGUGCCGGCGAGGCCCCCCCGGGGCCGGGGGAGCAGUUUGGGGGGGGGCCCUGAGGGGGUGCGGGGUGGUUUUGGCCUUGGCCGUGCUGGUCCCGGUGGCCUGGGGGGACGGGGGGGGGUCCCACAGCAGCCUUGGCCUUGGGGCUUUACCUGGCGCUGGCCUGGCUCACGUGAGGUGGGGGGCGGGGGGGGAGAGAACCCCCGAUUGUUGUCACCACCCAAAAAUUGUCACCUGCCAAAAAAGUCACAGCCCCCCCCCGGCCCAUUUCACCUUUAGAAACGUGGGAGACACCCCUAAAUCAAUUGGGGGGGGGGUUGUGAUGGAAGGGCACCCCCAAAUCGCCCCCCCACCCCACCGCGGGGUGGGGGCACUGUCACUUUGUGGGACCCCCCCCCCCCCCCCCCCCCAAAAAUCAUGUGCACCCCACCCGGGUUUUGGGGCGCCCCUGUGUACAUACAGCCAUGGAACGAUGGUG